Molecule: messenger RNA, 2427 nt
Organism: Seriola dumerili (greater amberjack)
Lineage: Eukaryota; Metazoa; Chordata; Actinopteri; Carangiformes; Carangidae
Gene: mif4gdb
Product: MIF4G domain containing
Exons: 6
Coding region: 262-927 (221 amino acids)
Biological process (GO): regulation of translational initiation
Cellular component (GO): cytosol
Molecular function (GO): translation activator activity; protein binding; RNA binding
Source: RefSeq, a predicted model, not a curated record
GGCGUUGCGAGUGCGAGAAUAGGGACAUUCUCGUCAGCCGUCUUUUCGGUCAUGAUUACGUUGUUUUGAUUAGGUGGACGAGGGCAGGGAUUCAUCUUGGCUUGACACUUGAGCUUUGAAAGAAUGCGUCGGGUAACGUCUACAUCCACCCCAGAGAGACCAGCAUAGAUGUGAAGAAUUGCUGUUAAAUUGGUAAAAUUCCCCACCUUAUCCUCGAAAUCUUGACAGCUCUCAAGUGUAAUUUGGGUGCAGCCAUCUAAAAUGGAAAACUCCACUGAAGACUACAGGAUCCAGUCAUUUGACCUAGACACACAGGUUUUGCUGAAAACAGCCUUGAAAGAUCCAGGUUCAGUGAACCUGGAGAAGGUUUCCAACAUCAUCGUGGAUCAGUCUUUGAAGGACCAGGUGUUCAGCAAAGAGGCAGGACGCAUCUGCUACACCAUUGUGCAGGCUGAGGCCAAGCAGAGCAACGGAAACGUGUUCAGGAGAAACUUGUUGAAUCGACUCCAGCAGGAGUUCAAGGGCCGGGAGGAGACCAGGGGGCGCUCGCUGCAGGAGUGGGUGUGCUAUGUCACAUUCAUCUGUAACAUCUUUGACUACCUCAAAGUGAACAACAUGCCGAUGGUGGCCCUGGUUCAUCCUGUGUAUGACUGUCUGAUAAGACUGGCUCAGCCAGAUGCUCUAAUGAAUGAGGAAGAGGUGGACUGCCUGGUGCUGCAGCUGCAUCGCAUCGGAGAGCAGCUGGAGAAGGUGAACGGCCAGCGGAUGGACGAGCUGUUUUUCCUGCUGCGGGAUGGCUUCCUGCUCCAGGAGGGCCUGAGCUCCAUGGCCCGUCUGCUGCUGCUAGAGAUCCUGGAGUUCAGGGCCGGAGGGUGGAUGCUCAGCAGCACCGCCCACAAGUACUACUACAGUGAAAUCGCGGACUAGGACAGUUGCAAGGACUAGGGUGCCAAGCAGCUUUUUGGCAGCUGCAUUAGGAAACGUUCAAGCACCUUGGACACCUCUGCUUAGUCGCCACCAAGUCUAAAACCAGCAGUUUCACAACGGACAGCGACCCCUUCCAGGUAAUCAGCGGAGGGUUUGUGAAGAUGGCGGCUCAUAGUGUAACAAGACUUUGAUUUUGCUGGAUUGUUCCCUGCGUUUGAUAAUAUUACUGAGACAUAGUGCCGUGGAUGUGAAACGUGCAAUAGUUCAAAGGAGCUGAAGUUCAGUUCGCGAGGUUUAGCCACAUUCAGGAACACUUUGUUUUAAAGGAGUUUGUUUUAAAGUUUGAUUACAGCUAGAGAAGCUGAAGAUAUUUUUUAUGUUUUUUUAAAAAAUCUUUCUAGCAUUCCUCUUUUGAGAAAACAUUUCAACUUAUUUUUUACCAAAUCUAAAGGAGUUGGAAAAGACAUUCCAGUCAGAUGCAAGCUGAUUUGGUCUUUGCUUUACCUUUUAUUGUUGUGUGACCAAUUUUUUAAUUAAUUGAAGAUAAAUAUUUUAAAUAUUUAGUUUAAUAUUUUAUUGUAGAAUUGAGUUUUACAAAAGGUUUGAGUUGCAGUUCAGAGGAAUUUUCUGCCUAAUUUUUCCUGUGGGAUUCCUGUGUGACUGUUUCUUUGCCACUCGACAUGUGAAGCUCAGAUAAAACAUUGUCUUAAUUCAGGGAUUUUCUUUUCUUUCUUUCUUUUUUUGUUGCAGCUCAACUUAAAAAUAAAAGACCAAGAGUUUGGUUAGAUUUCAUAUUUGAAUUUUUCUACAGAUAAAUAGGUCAGAUAUUGAAUUGAUUUCUGGAUUUACAAGUUUCAUAUGUAAACAAGUUGUGCCAAUGUAACAUGCACAGGAUCAUCCGAAACAGCUGAUUUUGACAGAGCUUAAACUCUUAAUUUGUAGUCAAGGUGCUUGGAGAGUAGUUAAUUUCCACCCAUUACAUAUAUCCCAUCGCAUGAGCAUUAAACUAGAGGAAAAGUAUUUUGCAUUUGAAUUCAGGUUCCAUCAGCACUGGCAAUGCUAUGUAGCUGAACUCAAGUUUUACUUUGGAGUCUGUUGUUACAUCUGUUUAUUGUUUAUUUCAGUGACAGCUCUGAGGUCUACAACCAAAGCUGUGCCUUGGAAUCAGACACAAGCAUAGGACAAAUUUCAUGUAGUUAAAAUGUGACACCUCUUUGAAAUGACUUGAUUUUGAAAACCUGUACCUGUAAAAUGUAAAUAAGUAAAGCUUUAUAUAAAGUUUACUUUCACAGCAUUCAGACAAAUCAGCGAAACUUGAAUUCCUAGAAAGAAUUCUCAAGGUUUGAAUAAAAUACAAUUUGUAAAAAAUGGUCAGGACUUAGGAAAUUUUGUAUAUGUCCCAAAAUCCUUUUUUCUAGUAGUAUUUGAAGAUUUACACAUACAUUUUGGUAUUUGUCACUACAUUCAGAGCAGAAAUGGGCUCAACAAUGUUACUGACUG